This is a messenger RNA of Myodes glareolus (Bank vole), 1289 nucleotides long. It is a transcript of the gene Metap1d, whose product is annotated as methionyl aminopeptidase type 1D, mitochondrial. Gene Ontology annotation, biological process: proteolysis. NCBI's taxonomy places the organism in Eukaryota, Metazoa, Chordata, Mammalia, Rodentia, Cricetidae. Gene Ontology annotation, molecular function: metalloaminopeptidase activity. The record is from RefSeq and is a predicted model, not a curated record.
CGAGGUGCUCUCCUGGCCACGUGACCGGUGCCAACAUGGCGGCGCCCAUCGGCGUCCACCUGUUCGUCCGUGGAGGUUGUCAGAGAAUUUUGUCUUCUCCACUCAAUCAUCUCUGCUUAUACAAGCGGUCAGGCAAUCAACAAAGAAGAAAUUUCUUUUUCUGGAGACAAAGGGAUCUCUCCCACAAUAUAGUUUUGCCGGCUGCAGUUUCUCCCGCACAUCCUGUCCCCAAGCACAUAAAGAAGCCAGACUAUGUGACGACAGGCGUUGUGCCCGACUGGGGCGACAUCAUAGAACUUAAGACUGAAGAUCAGAUCCGAGGGCUCCGCGAGGCUUGUCAGCUGGCCCGGCACAUCCUCCUCCUGGCUGGGAAGAGCUUGAAGGUUGACAUGACAACAGAAGAGAUUGAUGCUCUAGUUCAUCGGGAAAUCAUCAGUCACGAUGCCUAUCCCUCACCUCUGGGCUAUGGACGCUUUCCAAAAUCUGUUUGCACCUCUGUGAACAACGUGCUCUGCCAUGGCAUUCCUGACAGCCGACCUCUUCAGGAUGGGGAUAUUAUCAACAUUGAUGUCACGGUCUAUUACAAUGGCUACCAUGGAGACACCUCUGAGACCUUUCUGGUGGGCAAUGUGGAUGAAUGUGGUAAAAAGUUAGUAGAGGUGGCCAGGAGGUGUAGAGAUGAAGCAAUUGCAGCUUGCAGAGCUGGGGCCCCCUUCUCUGUAAUUGGAAACACAAUCAGCCGCAUAACUCAUCAGCAUGGGCUGCAAGUCUGUCCACAUUUUGUGGGACAUGGGAUAGGAUCAUACUUUCAUGGACAUCCAGAAAUUUGGCAUCAUGCAAAUGACAAUGACCUGCCCAUGGAGGAGGGCAUGGCUUUCACCAUAGAGCCAAUCAUCACUGAGGGGUCCCCAGAAUUUAAAGUCAUGGAGGAUGAGUGGACUGUGGUCUCACUAGACAACCAAAGGUCCGCACAGUUCGAGCACACAGUCCUCAUCACAGCAAGAGGCGUGGAGAUCCUGACCAAACUACCCCAGGAAGCCUAAGACUCUACCAGCAAGGCCACUGAGGCCCGGUGCCUGUCUUCUCAAGGAGCCAGCCACAGGCCACAUAGGAGUCUGCAGUGUCUCAGAGAAAAGUACAGUGUGGACAGGACUUUGAGGACUUAGGUCUGCUGCCUGCAAAGGCCUCUGGAGAACCACCUUCCCGGGCAGGUGGUUUGCCCUGUCCCUGAUUCUAAUUCUGAUUUCGCCCAUUCUAUCCAAGUUUUAAAAAACAAAAAAACCUCUUAA